GCCAGUUUCUCAACGUCAGUCUCGUCCACGAUCAUUCAAGGCAUCUUGCCUCCUGCCGUACCGCUUACUAUCCUCGCUGCCAUUCCGCCGAACCUCAUAAUUUCCCACCAUGGCGCCCAAGGGUUCCCUUUCGACCCGGCUCAAUCCAAUGCGUCUGAACACCAUCAAUCACCUCCGUGUUCGCCGACCGAAUCAGAAUGAGCAGAAUCCCUGCGUUACAGUGAUGUCUUCCAUGCUGAACUGCUGGGCAUCUUCUGGCUAUGGUGCAGAGGGAUGCGCCGCUCUGGAGGCUCAAUUGCGCAAGUGCAUGGACGCACCGAAAUCCCAGGAAAAGAAGAAGAACACCGUCAACUACCACCUGAUGAGAAUGUACCCCAAGGUCGUCGGCCCGCGCAAGAAGGACGGUGUCCUGGGUUAAAUGUUAAUUACGGACGGAUUGUUCUCGGUAUUGCAUCGGGGGCUUAGCAGCAGAAGCGAGUUGUCCAUCUGGAGUUAUUGGGUUUCUUUUGAUACACUUUUUUGCAACCCCUCGAUCCCCCUCUUGAAAGAUUUCCGGGUGGCUAUUGCA
Messenger RNA from Penicillium canescens, 568 nucleotides. Its product is annotated as mitochondrial 37S ribosomal protein mS37. The transcript has 3 exons. Gene Ontology annotation, biological process: mitochondrial translation. Gene Ontology annotation, cellular component: mitochondrial small ribosomal subunit. The coding region runs from base 110 to 418 and encodes 102 amino acids. The record is from RefSeq and is a predicted model, not a curated record. Lineage: Eukaryota; Fungi; Ascomycota; Eurotiomycetes; Eurotiales; Aspergillaceae. Gene Ontology annotation, molecular function: structural constituent of ribosome.